GAAUUAUGCUGCCUGAUUUAAACAGUCUACAACAUCGCGUCACAAAAACAAUCAAUUGACUAAGCACAGCUAACAAAUAAAGAUGAAUCAUGCAGAUUUUAGCCAUCGAACUUCCGUAAUCGUUUGUUGCGCCAACUUCAAAACAACCGGACACCUAGUUUUAAGCGAAGUUGAGUAAACAACAUAAAAAUAGCUAUCUUCCAAACCACUUUUGGUUACCGUUGUUCAAAUAAUUUACCAUAGUUUUGACGUAUAAAGAGGUCUAAAAAUGUUUGAAGUCGACAACGAACUUCCCGAAAUGGAAGUUUUUGUUAGAGAAGAAGUGAAUUUGGAGAUUCUUCGGAAAUACGAAGGUUGUAUUCGGAAACUGAAGAUCGAUUUGAACUCGGGUGCUAUGGAGUACUCGAAUGAAGCAGCUGAUGAAGACCUAGAGAAGACGGUGGUUUGUGCUGGGGAUAGAAAGUGCUAUGGGGUUAUUUAUGGAAUUAUUGGAGUUUUCAAAGCACCGCCUUCUGACUUGCUGUGCUUGCUUGUGAUAACAGACGUUAAGAAACUAUUCACGCUUCCCUCUCCGAUCGGAAAACCAGUUUACGCAGUCACAAACAUCUCCAUAAUCAGAAUAAACAGAGGUGCCAUAGCCACAGAAGACAUGCAACAACUGGCUAAGAGCCAGUUCCACCCAACGCCUUCCCAACUCCAAAAUCCCCAGCCAACUCAACAACCCAGCGGUGGGGGUAAUGCUACUUCAGCACAGCGGGGUCCAGCUGUUAAUAGUAGUUUUGAAGGGGGCGCUUCGAGUACAGAAGCGAAACUAGCGAGGGAGGUGAAGAAGUUGUUUUGCGAUGAGAGUUCACGAGCGAGGACUGAUUUCUUUUUCGUUCCAGACGGUAAUUUGUGCAGUACUUACCAAAGACAUUGCGCUGAAAACAAGCAGCAAGCAGAGGAAACAAAUGACAUGUUCUUCUGGAAUAAGGUUAUGUUGCAACAUCUACCCCCUGAGUCAACCCCAGUAGACGGCGGGGGCUUCGGAGUCCGGUUGAUUCAUGGGUUCGCAACCCACUUCACGAUGACAAUAGAAGAGGAAGAUGUGAGCCAGAAUGUUCCGGACUACAUGCGAGAAUCGUUCAAAUUCAGCCAGUCAAAGACAGUUUCUAUUUUCCUCAUUUCGAGAAGGUCACGACACCGCGCAGGCCGCAGAUACAAGCGAAGAGGAGUUGACGAAGAUGGCAAUGUGGCAAACUUCGUAGAAACUGAGACAGUGAUCUACGGACAGAACACGAAGUUCUUCAGUGCAUUUGUGCAAGUGAGGGGAUCGAUCCCACUCUACUGGACUCAUGAGCUGACGGGGGUCAAGUACCAGGCACAGAUGAAGAAGUGCAGAAGUGUACAGGACAACAACUCUGCCUUCAAGAAGCACUUUGCGACUCUGAAGCAGAUGUAUGGGUCGAGAGUGGCUGUGGUCAAUCUAGUGGCAGAGGAGAAAGAGAAGCUAUUGUGGAAUAUAUUUGCAGAGGCCAUCGCAGAUUUGAACUCGCCUGACCUCUACUACGUCAGCUACGACUACCACGCACACUCUAAACGAGCACCUGCUGAUGAGUUGGAAAAAUAUUUCUUGCUCAAUUUCAAAAGAAUCCAAAGUGAUAUCGGCUUCAGUUACGGUGACAGUCAUGGUCUGGUCAAGUUCCAGAAAGGCGUGUACAGAAUAAACUGUGUUGAUUGUCUAGACAGAACCAACGUGGUCCAGCGAUGGCUAGCUGAAAGUGUAGUGAAAGACGAAAUGGUCAGGAUCGGAUGUUUACUUCCAGAAGACAACGUUCCUCUGAGGCUGAAAACUGCUUUGAAAAAUAUGUGGCAUGAAAAUGGAAACACAAUCAGUAGGCAGUACACAGGAACGGAUGCUCUUAAAGGAGACGUGACCAAAACAGGAAAGCGUGAAAUGACAGGGUUCCUAAGAGACGGCGUCAAUUCCUUAGAAAGACGUUACGUAAUGGCACAGUUUAGAGACUCAAUUUUGCAAUGUGUCAUUGAUCUUUUGACAUUGGGCUAUUCUGACGAACCAGGGUUUAGUAUAGAGUCUCAAAUUGUAGAAGUUGCCAAGAAGCGAAUCGACCAGACGGAUGAGUUCUGGAGUGCCUGGAUAGUUGAUCACAUGGAAUCGCAUGUCGAAUUGUCAUCCCAGAACCCUCGCAACAGAUUGUUUCCCGUAAAUUGGACCUUAUCUAAGGGUUCUGAAGAUAUAGUUACGUUUCACGUGCUGAUGGUCUGCAGUAAUAAUUUCUACUUAGUCUACGUUCAGAACCGACUUGAGAAAUUGAAAGUCGUCAAGUGUUUCAAAGUGCCAAUUCGUGAUCUGGAAUCCCUCGCGUUUGGAACUAUUCUUAACUCUGGAUCAGAAAUUUGCUGUCUUCAAAUCUUUCAUCCAAUACCAACAACAGCGUCGGGAAUUACAACAACGAAUCAGAUUACGCUCAAACCAGUUGAUCUAGACGAGGCGACCCUUGGAAACCCAGUUCCUAAGAGCAGCGAUACUGAAGGAGACAUGAAACCUAGUAAUUCCGAUGAAGAUCUUCAAAUGCAGUUAACCAACCCGGAAAAUUGUUCCGACGAGUAUUCAAAAUCGAGAGCAACAGUUGAUAAAAUUGUAGAAGAUUUCGCCAAAGCAAGGUCGAGGUUGUCGCUUAGCAUAAAAGUAAAGUCAGGUCAACUCGAAGUGGCGUCUGCUGAACAUCUAUCCAUGAUUAAUCCAUCUCGUAAAAUGAGCGCGCAAAAUGCGGCAGAUAAAUUGAAAGGAUUUUUGACAGCUGGUGUGAACAGAACCGAAUCGAACAUUGAAAGAACUAGAAGUUCAGAAGAUGUUCAAAUGCAAAGUGAUUCUAGAAGCUACUCUCAAAAUACUAAUUCGAUGUUUAUGAAAUCGUCGCAGUUUUUGAACAGAAUCAAACCGAAGGAGUUCCUGGGGCGUUUCCAAAAUGGGAACAGUAAUAGUAACAGUAAUGCGAAUGAUGAAACAGAUCGUUUUAAUAGAAUGUCCCAAAGUGGGCUUCGGAGACAAUCAAUUUCAGACUCGAAUCUGAGUUCCAAUGAUUCUAUUCUUAACAUUGAGCUAGCUAACUCCUCUAUCACUGACACUAAUGAUACUACAAGUACAAGAGAUUCUCAGGAAAAUAUUGGGCCAUAUAAAAUGUCAACUGUGAAAGUUGAGAACGAAUUGGCAACUAAUGGCGCCAAACUGCAAGUUGUCGAAGUGCAAGAGUAUGUAAGUGUGCAACACGACCAGAAGACUUUAGUAAAAAGGUUGCAGAGCAAAGAUUGCAAAACCAUGGUCUGUUUUCUGUGAUUAUUUAUCUCUACUUGUUAUACCUUUUUCAACUAAAUUGUAAUACUGUAAAUAAUACGCAAUUAGCUUUUAGUUAUGAAUGCCUACUUACGAAAGGACGGAUUUUCUUAGAAUGUUUGAGAAUUUUUUUCUCGGCCAAGACUUCGAAUUUUUUCCUUACAUUAGAGCGCCGCAAUGUGCUUUGUUUUCUCAUGAUCUCAACGUCAAAUUUAUAGUUUUUAAAGUUGACUCUCAAAUUUUGCUACUUUAGCUCGAUAUUGAGCCACAAGCCAUAUGAAAACGAAGUCAAAAAUUAAUCUGCCAUUUAAACGGAUUGAUGUCUGGUUAAUUUUCCAAGAAUUUUUUGUGGUGCUAGUUCUAGCUGUAAAUUUUGAUUUAAAAAUUUCAAAUUAUUUGAUAUUCAAUAUUGUAUGCAUAUGUUUGCUUUGGGAAUGAAAUUAUUUAUUUAAAAAGCUUAGAUUUUUUAUCCAA
This is a messenger RNA of Symsagittifera roscoffensis, 3808 nucleotides long. Its product is annotated as phosphatidylinositide phosphatase SAC2-like. The transcript has 6 exons. The record is from RefSeq and is a predicted model, not a curated record. Gene Ontology annotation, biological process: phosphatidylinositol dephosphorylation; regulation of endocytic recycling. Lineage: Eukaryota; Metazoa; Xenacoelomorpha; Acoela; Convolutidae. Gene Ontology annotation, cellular component: clathrin-coated endocytic vesicle; early endosome. The coding region runs from base 269 to 3337 and encodes 1022 amino acids. Gene Ontology annotation, molecular function: phosphatidylinositol-4-phosphate phosphatase activity.